GGAAGUGUGCUGUAAACAGCAGCGCAGGGAGACGGUGAAACCGACUGUCCUCUCAGUCAGACACCAUGUCGAACAGCGGGGAGAUCCGAUACUGUCACAGGUUUUCCUACUUGGUCCUUAAAUUCACGCUGUUCACAUAUGCUAUCAUCUGGUGGGUGAGUACCGUCAACAUUAUUAUUGACUGAGAGGAGCGCGCGCGUUUCCACAAUAAACCAUUUCGGUCUCGAGGGGGGUAGAUUAGAUCGGGCAGGGUGUGUGCGCGAGUGUGUGUGUGUGUGUGUCGGUGUGUUUUAACAGGUGCUGCAGCUCUGCUCCUGGGGGAAAAAAAGUUUACAGUUUGUGUUUCAUAUCGAGAAACACUGGCUCAAGUUUGAACCUGUUUCUAAGUCGCAGUGUUUAGUUUUUUAAUUUCGUGCAGUGACAGGUGUACACGGCUACCUGUGGCGUGCUGUUAUUCUGCAGACUUCGAGAGUCUUUGCUACUACGCUGUAGCCACACCCUCCUCGUCCACCUUUACCCAACUCUACCUGUACAACCCCUGUCAGUCAGGUAAACUCAGUGAGAGAACAGAGCAGAGAAAGAAAAAGGGGAACGGCAUCAUGUGGAUUUCCUAGGAGCUGUUGAUGCGUGUUUUAAUGUGACCUGCUGUGGUCAGUCUGAUCCACGCCAUGAGUCAUGAGUGGGUCACCACAUUACAGACAGCAACAUGUAUUCAGACAGUGAUGACCUGCUCACACUGACCAAAUUGUUAUUGUGGUAUUGCUAGGCAGACUUGGGAUCCUGAAUUCAAGGCAGAAGCAAAAAACAUUCAAGAAUAUAUUUUACUGAGAUUUUGUCACUAAAAUAGGAUUUUCCCCCUUUUUGUAAAUGCUUAAACAGUCAGCCCUCUUGUUCAGACAUGAGUCAACUCUCUAAUCCGUCACUGAGCUCAUUCUAGUGGCAGGUUUGGUUAACUGUCUCUAAACCCUGUUGAAGACUGAGCAUCAGAGUUAGAUUAAGAUACUGAUUUGGUGUUGUUUUUGAUUGAAUAAUGGUUUGUAUAGCUAAAAAAUUGUCUCUCUGGCUAAAGUUUGGUAUUCUAAAGUUUUGCUGUUUUUUUUUCUGCAAUAAAUUACAUUCAAUGGAGCAUGUGAAAUUUAUUGACAAUGAAGUCCAAACAGGGGUGGCACAGUGGGGUAGUGGUUAGCAGCGUCGCCUCACAGCAAGAAGGUCCUGGGUUUUAAUCCAGGUCAGGGUGUUUCUGUGUGUAGUUUGCAUGUUCUCCCUGUGUCUGUGUGGGUUUACUCUGGGUACUCCGGUUUCCUCCCACUUCCCAAAAACAUGCAGAAGUGGUGUUAGGUUAAAUGGCCACUCUCAAAUAACCCGUAGCUGUGGAUGGUUGUUAGCAGGAUCCAGUGACUUUUUCAGUCUUUUUACACUUUUUAUCACUCCACCAGCGCUAGCAAAGCCUGGUCUUUUCUACUUUUGAGUCCACCUUUUCAUUUGGUCACCAUUCAGCUCCUUGUGUCUGAUAAUGUACCUCACUUCUUAUCUUUUCUGGUGACUGAUCAGCCAAUAAAUGUGAAACUGAAACUGAAGUCCUCCUUCCCUCCCAAAAUUCAAAGUGAUACUGAAGACAUCCUCCACUGAUAGAGAAUGAUAACAGAAACAAACCUUUCUGCCACAGUGUCAACAAGCAGUGGAGCAUUGUGCUAGACCCCUUUUCAAAGAGUGACUCAUUGUGUCGGAUCAUUAUGACACACAGUAAACCUCUGCAUGUCAGCCUUGAUCAGUGCUCUUUCUCUGCCCUGUAUGUAUUAAGCCAAAUGAGGAAAAAGAGGGAACAACUGACCAGACCACUGUGUACAACUUCAUCUGAAAUACAACUGUGUGUAGUCAUCAAAACUCUUCAUAAUGUUUGCAGCAAGGCAACUUAAGAUGUCUAAUUAAUCAUUCAAACGUGUGUGUCCGACUUUGACAUGCUUUCGUUUUUAUCAGAGUUCGACAUAAUACUGCUCUCUCACCUACUUUUUAAGUUACUGUGGCUCAACAGUGUCUAAGUGCGACGUUUUUGUCAGGCGGUUAUUUGUUGAAAGUCGUUCAGUUUAAUUCCAACAACCCUGAGAGGGACUGAACGAGAGAUGGGACUCAUUUGUUGUGGGAUCGAUCCAGUGUUGGCUGUUAGUCACUUCCUGAAAACACAAAGCGCUGGGAAGGAUGAAUUUGAUUCAUUGCUCCCUGUCUGCCUUAUUUGUUUUACAGCUAUUCUGUAUGUCAUUUUCACCAAAAUAAGACACAGUAACAUUAGCCAUGAGCUCUAGUUGAUUAAAUCUUUGACACUGGUUUAUAGAAGAGAGGAAAAUGCGACUGGAGGUAAAAUUUGGACUAAGUAGUCCAAAGUUCCGUAGACAAAAACAUCUUGUCUUUUACUGUGAACAUUGUUUGAGGAACGUAUAAACUAAAACCUUACCUGUCAGUGUGGUGUUAAAUCUUUUGUCAAACACUGAGCUGGUGGCCGAGGUGACAGGGAAACUAUACAAAAAGAAGUCAGUUGCCUGGUGGUCUGGUUUGCUUUUGUAAAUCAUGUGACGCAGUUAUUCCAGGUUCAAGUGUUGCUGGUAGAGGAGAAAGGUGUAAUAAAGUGUUGAGCAGAGAUCAUGCUCUGUUAAACAUGCUUCAUUACCUGCUUCAGAGUCAUUAAAUGAUAAUGAAACAGUGAAAGUAAAGAAGGUACAUUUUCUCAGCCAUAAAAACAGCAAAUGUAAUCGGAAAUGGAAACUCAGCAGUUUAAGAGGCACCGACCUCAUAGUUUGACCCCUUGGUCAGUUUCACUGGUAACUUAAAGUCAUAAUGAACACCUUGCAGAUGACGCUUGUUUUAACAAAUGUCUUCUGAAGAAGAAAUUUGACAAACAAGAAAGCAGAUCCUCUGAUGGCUUCGAUUAUGCUGCUUUUUGUUCAACACAGCCAAACUGCAGCUGCUCUCUUUCAUACACAACAUGACAGAUUGAACAUUUGUGCAGACAGAUGGCUGAUUGACACAACAUAUACUUACAGUAACUAUCACUUACUUGUUUUAUCUUGGAGGCAUUUUUCAAGAGUUUUGUUUUUCACAAAGAGAAGGAGAGAGAGGAAACUGGUGAGGCUAAGAGCAACAGAGGAAACAUUUAAGUGUUUUGAAAUGGAGAAUGAAUGCUUCCUUAAUAGUGGAGGUGAAACAGAUUGUCAAGUUAUAUUUACUUUGUCCUUACAACUUGUCAAUUCAGUCAUGCUAAAGAGAUACGCACAUUUCAUACAGGAGAAUAAAGAGCAUUUUAGGUCAAUAGUUACGUCUCACAGGAAAUGUGGACAGCAGUAAAUGUUCACUCUCAGCAUCAAACAGUUCCCUCAGUGUCAAAUUCAGCACCCACAGAUUUCUGCUGUAUUAUUUCAUGAAACUGAUGUGGGAGUAAUAAAAGGUUAUGAUUAGUUUGCUACAUAUUAUGAUUUGCAAGUUUUUCCACGUUUCUUAAAAUUAGGGUCGCAAACAACACAUGCUGACACUAGACAGCCUAGAAUGCUUUAUAUCAUAUUCUUAUUUUAAAGGGAUAGUCAGACACAUGAUUUUGACCUUAAAGCUCUCAUCUCAAACCUGUCAUCUGACUUUUUUGUAAAUGUAUAUAUAAAAAAGACACUUUUAAAAGCAUUUGAACUAUUCUUUAAUAGUAUAGAUCUAAUAAGAUAGUGACCUAAUUCAGUUUCCAAAACAGGAUGUUCGCACACGAGGGUCCAGCUGCCCAGGCUGCAAACAGCCAAGUGAAAUAACAGAUGGUAGAGGAACAAUGCAAAGUGAAGAUUUGUUUUUUCCUGCCCAUAUUUCAAAACUGUGUGAGUCAUUCACUGUAGACACUGUAAUGUAAUCUAAUGUAGUUUAAUGCUGGAUGACUAAAUGCAUCACACGAACAAACUGAAACCAAAACUAUAGCUUAAAUAUUUGUCUGAUUUUAUUAUCUCAAAGAUAAAGUUUUACAGUCUUUUAAAGCCACCCUCACACAUAUUCCUGUUCUUAUUUAGUGGUACUGGGUUAUGAUAAGAUGCUUGAAACAAUAUUUUGUCUGUUUUUUUAUAACCAUCUGUCCUCAUCUAACAAAUUUAAGAAUCAUUUUCUGAAACAUGAAUCCAAACUAUCACCAGUUUUGCACUUUAAAAGUGACCCCCUCAAAUAUGACCCCAGUUCCAAACUGAGUGCUUCCAUGUUUUAGUUUCACUUUGGGCGGCUGUAUGCGGUUAUCUGUUUUUCUAAACCCGUGUUGACCUUGCAGAGCCUGACUGAGCACAUACUAUUUAACCACAGCUCAUGCAGACAUUAACACACAGAGACUUCCUACUUUAACAGAGGUCUUUGACUUUUGACCGCUGAGCAGUUGUUAUUGUUUUGUAAUACAGGACCAUGAGUGUUAUUGAUUGACAAAACAGAUGUUGUGUGAGGAAAUAUUAGUAAAUUCAGUCCUUAUUUUCUAGUUUAAUAGUAUUGUCCACCACAUUAUUAUACCCCUGCUUGCUCCAUGAGAGAAUUAUGAGCUUUUACACGCUUUGGUGUCUUUAAUCCAAGAUACUGAAGUGUCAAAUUGCCACUGUUUAGCAUGUUUUUGUUUACUGUUUCCUCACUAGUUUACCAUAUAAGAAUGAUCCUAGAGGGUGAGGGGUCUUGUUUCUGUCCUUAUAUCAGAUAUAUCCAUCCACCCAGGAUCAGGUCUCGAUGGCAGCAGUCAAAGUUUAUCAAAUAGCCAUUUAACCCACCUUGCUCCCAGUGUGUGUCCUCCACUGGUUGCGAUGACUGUGAGUGGUAGUUAUGGUAGUUUCCCACCAGCAGGGUGUGACUGUGUGAGCGAAUGAAUGAUGUAUCCAAUGUAAAGCACUUUGAGGGUGUCUGAUAAAAAUCUGGUGCAUUAUGAUCAUUAUUAAAUGUCUGGACCACCUCAACUAACUUCUUUCAACAUGAUGGAGCAAUGGCUUUACCACAGAUUUUACUCCUGUUUUCGGAGCCCUUUACCCCGUCCUUACUGAGUGAAGUUCACAAUUGAUUUGAAUGCCUGAAUCUUUUGUGUCGACUCAAAAUCAAAGUUAAAGACGCACCUUUUUAGACUUGCUUUUAACUCUGACUAGGUAGUCCUGUACUUAUAGGUUUUUAGCACUUCUACAUACUAUUUUAUUGUAUUAUUUUAUUUUCAUAUUCAUUUUUAUUAUUUCAUCGUUCUUGUAUUUUCUAUUCUAUUGUAUUAUUUUAUAAUGGUAUUUUUUCUUGUGUUAUUUUAUUGCUUUUAUGUAAAGCACUUUGGGUACCAUUUGGGAUAUUGUAAAGUGCUAUAUAAAUAAAAUUUGAUUGAUUGAUUGAUUGACUCAUGAAUCAAUAAUCUGACCUCUUCACUCAUUCUUUCUUAUCACUGUCGAGAUAUUAAAGUCAAAAUGAUUUCCUUGAGUUUAGAUUUUUCUACUCUUGCAAAUAAAUUAAAUAAGUAAGUAGGGCAUUGAACACUUCAGGAAUUCACAUCACUCAGACAUCUGCAUAAUAUGCUCUUUCCAGAGGCCACAGAAAUUAGCAGAAAAAAAGAGUUUAAUGAAGAGAUCAUCACUCAUAAUUAUCUUUAUAAGGGAACUCAAAGGAACCUCUCAGUUUGUUCCUCUAAGUACCCUUGACUGAAGUGUGGACGGACAACCAGUUAGCAGAGAGACAUGCAGACCAGGGGCUCAUAUGGAGAAGACAUGUUGGUGGAUUAUAAACUGUGCUUGAACUUUUUGAGCCCUGGAUGACAUUUUAUGUAAAAACACUCCUCUACCUCCUCCUCCUCUUCCUCACUAAUAAAGUUCUGUCCUCAGCAGAAAGGCUUGAAGAAAUAGAGAGGCAAACAGUGGUUCGCAAAUGUGUUGAAGGUUCAAGUGUUUGUAUUAGCAACAUGCUGCAGUGUGUGUGUGUGUGUGUGUGUGUGUGUGUGUGUGUGUGUGUGUGUGUGUGUGUGUGUGUGUGUGUGUGUGUGUGUGUGUGUGUCUUCAUAAAAGGUGUGAAAUAUCUGUCAAACUCUAAAGCAGAAUGUUUUAUUAAGAGUGAGUGUUCUUAUUCUUACUUUUACCAUGGAGUCUUCUGCUUUUUUCCUAUUCAGAGGACUUUUAUUUUGAAGGGCUUGGUUUAAAACCUUAGAGAAUAUUUGGAUAUCUUGAUUAACGUAACAUUGUACUCCACAUAGAUUAUUGAGAUUAUUAAGUACAGUUUUUUCUUUUUUUUGUCUUGCAUCAUCUACUUUCAAUGUUGGCAUACUGAGACUUAUUAGACUUCAAAGCAUUGCCUGUGUAACACUGAACUACAACACAGCAUUUGCAUAAGUUUAUCACAGAGCUGCCAGUUUAGAUAUAUUCCAAAUUCCCACAUAGGUUUCCAAUUUCAGUCCUGAGCUUGUUUUCAACCUGCACAUUUGUAGAGUCGUCCCUCUGGGGCUCAGACACCAGUCUCAACAGUAAAAAUAAAACUUGAGUGGUGAUGUCUUCAUCUGAAGAGUGUUCACUUUUUGUAAUCCUGUAGCCAUAUAAGCAGUUUCCAAUUGAAGGUCCAGAUGUGUCAUUGUACAUGUCAGAAAAACUUAGCAAGUGAACGGGCACACUGAAGCCCCCUGGGUGCAGAAAGGAUCAAAAUGUUCUAUAAAUAGGUCAUCCUUCAUCUGCCUGAUCAUGUUGCAUGAUUUGCUCACAUGCUGUUUGGCUGACAUAAACCUGUGUAACAGUCCUUUUUAAUUUUAGACCUGCACAGUCACUUUACAGGCUGAUUUGUCUGUUAAGUGUGCGUAAUUUGUUAGUACUCACUUCAAUGUAAAGUUCAUGAACAGAGAAAGCUGUUGAGUAGACAAAUUUUCAUCAUGAACAGUUCAGCCUGGAGGCCUCUUUAGGAACAAAAUAAGGGUGUAUUAGAGCAAAACACAGUCAUCUCCAACCAUAACUGAAGUGUAAGACUACAAAUCAUGUUGGUAAUCUUCUCACAAAGACCUGAAUACAAAGAAGAGGAUGUCUUUAUGUUACUGUGAUCAGCUGUGCUGCUGAUGAAGGGCUGAUUUAUCAGCAAGCAUAUAAAUGAGUAACCAGAACACAUCUAAGUUAAAUUUCACAAGAUUACAUACUAUCGGCCUGAAAAGUUCAAAUAAGGAUCAAGUGUAAAAAUAUCAUUUUUCUUGAUUUUAUAGGUAAGCUGAACCUCAGUGCUAUACUUUGCUAUCAGAAUGCUAAAAAUAGCAGAAGCAUUAACAGACACUGAUUACAUGAUCAGCUGCAUCCAGACACUAAUUGAAAGCAGAUGAAGCCUUGAUGCAUGUUAAUGUGACUUUGAUGUAUGUUAAUGUGACAUGUAUGGGUUAAAAAGGGCACAAACUACCGACUGUGUCGCCUGCAAAUUAUGGUUGAAUGAGGAAUUAAGCUUGUGUCUCAAUUAGUGCUUCCUCUGUUGACAUGUGGAGAGCUCAGGUCUGUCUAUACUCUGGUCAGUGUGAACAGUUAUUGAAUUUUCCAUAUGGCAGUUCUGAAUUAAAGAGAUUUAUUAUAAUCUGAUGACACUGACCUUUUGGAGAAGGUAUAAUUUCCUAGUAAACAAGCCUUGAUGUCGUAUGUUCUCAGGAAUUGUGUUCAAUAAUGAGGAGCUGUGGAUGUUUCGAGCUGUUUUUGUGUCUCCACAAGCUGACUUUAUAAAGUAGACUUAAUAAAUGGAGCUGUGAAAGUCCCACUUAAGAUCAUAGUUCUUAGGUAUUCAAGGUGGACUUGUUGCUAAGAUUGGCUCCUAGUCUCAGGAGACUGGCACUGAUGGAUGCCUAGCUCUCCUCUCGUUCCUCUUCUGCUUCUAGCUUCUCUUGUCUCCAUCCGAACCCACCAUGUUAUCAUUGUACCGAGAGUUAUAGUCCUGGUCUAAACAGAGCUCUAAAUCCUCUCAGUUUUUCCCUUGUUGACAGUCUGGUUUCAAAUGUGCAUGUUUGACUUUAUUUUUCCCAGUUGACUCAGUAAGUGACAGUUUCUAGACACAUCCGCUGGAGGUUUUAACAGGAAAGUUUUUACUGUGAAAUAUGAUUCAAUUUCAAAACUGGGAACUAAACUUACUUCGAUGUAUUACUGUUUAUGUUUAGAUGUUCAGUCACUUUGCUUGAAGGGGAAAUCUUUAACAGUCUCUAAACAGCGAUAUUGUUUCCAUUUAGAUGUCAGAAAUUUAACUCCACCAUUAUAAAAAAGUGGAUUUAUCUUAAAUCCUAGCUGUUAAAAUUUGUAUGAAGUUCAAAUUUUCUUAAAGUACACAAUGCAAUCAUAAUAUCUUGCUUAUAAAGUGUGGGGGAUGUAUUUCUUUUGUUUCUGUUAUACCAUAACCCUACAAGAACAUGAACAAGACUUUUUUUCACAAGUCAAAAGACCUGUGAGAUACUGGCAGUCUGUCUGGCCAGUGUGUCUCUGUUCCAAAGCACUGAACUUACCUUACUUUCUUAUCAUAUCUAUCCAGUGUGUUGAAAUUGAUAACAUCAAAAACACUGUUGAGUCAAUGAUUUACUUCAAGGUUUCUAAGAUCACCAAAGUCAGUCUUGAAUUGAUAAGAUUAUUUUGUAGUGACCGAGUAAGACAAAAUUCAAGAUAAGUCAAGAUAAGUAAGGUCUCUUAUGUGUGUAUGUGUAUGUUUGUGUAUCUGUGAGUGUGUUUUGAUGCACUCUAAGUUCCCUGUAGAUCAUUCUGUCCAAAACUAAAGAGCUUCAGUGAAGCCAAUUAAAAGAAAGCUGUCAGUGAAAUGAAAAACUGAGCUAUUUGUUGCUGCAGUCCACUCCAAUCUGCUGAAGACAGAGAAUAUAAUUGGACCUUAAUUGAGCUGUUUGGUUUUGAGAGCUGGAGUUUUACACUCUGGAGGCUACAGGGAUUCUUACAGGUAGACGGGACAUGAGUAGGGGAGGUCUGAUGGUCAGGUUUGGUCUGCAGAGUAUUUAACCUGAGAUGGACUUUACAGCUAAGCGAGCAGUUCUCUGAGGCUUACACACUGACAUUACACUUAACAUUGAUGUGGAGCUUCAGGCCAGGUGCUCACAUUUGCAUGCUGAUUUACUCACAGUUAGAACACAAACAUGGAGAUCUUACACGAGUACUCUAGACAACCUGUUGGACCAAUGUUAUGAGUCAGUGAUCAAAGGUGAAUGUCAACAAACUAUGAUGCAUGAUCUGCAGUGUUACACCCUUGAAUUUUACAUUUGGGGACCAUGAAAAUUCUUCUUAUCAUGUCUGUCUGUAAAACUUAAAAGAUGACAUAACUUUUCUAACUUCAAGUAAGAACCAAAACAAAGUUUUCCCAGAAACACACAAAUAUAUGGACAAAUGUUAGGCUACAAGACAAAAAUAAAUGUGUCCUAUCUAGUAUGAAAAGAAGUAGUAUUAGAAUUCCAGUUUCUAAAAUUGUAGUUACAUACUUUAUGUUUUACAAACCUGCCUGUUGAAGCUGACGACUAACCCACCCCUAUUGUUUUUCACUCUGUUUCCAGCUUAUAGGGGGCUUUAUCCUGGCCAUCGGUAUCUACGCUGAGGUUGAGAGACAGCGCUACAAGACUCUGGAGGGACUGUUUUUGGCUCCAGCUGUAAUUCUAAUCCUUCUGGGGAUUGUUAUGUUUGUAGUUUCAUUCAUCGGAGUCUUAGCUUCACUAAGAGACAAUCUAACCCUGCUGAAAGUGGUGAGUCAUGAGCUGAGAGCCACACAUGAUCUUUUUAAGUUGCCUUUGUUGAAUUUUCUGUCAGAUCACUGACUGUAGGUAUUAUAUUAAUAUAUAUUGUCAACGCACCACUCUUGAACCAGGCAGCCAUUGUUGCUGAUUGAACAGUGAGGCUUUUGGGUACUGUAGAUGUGGUAGAUGUUAUAAUGUUACAAUGUCAUUUAGCAGAUGCUUUUAUCCAAAACAACGUAGUCCAGAGCAGGAACAAUGGAAGCAAAUGAGCAAAGAUCUAGACAAGAAGAAACAAGAUCAGCAAGAGCCACAAGAUGCUUCAAGUUAAUUUGGAUGCUGGUACAGCCAAGCAGUAUCAAAGGCAAUUCAUAGAGUGUAUAAAGGACUUUUUGAUGAACAUCAACAAUAAAGCAACCAAUUACCAGUGUAAGACCUCCCAUCAUCACCGUCAAUUAAAUAGUUUUCACCACAAUAAUGACCGAAGUACCAAGUGCUGGGUCACUUGCAAAGAGCUGGGCACAAAAAUCCCAAAAGCAGAGCAGGACAGUACGAGACAACUGUAGCUGGAGGACUCAUUCUCCCACUGGGGACAACAGUGUAGAUUAGUCUUGCUAAAUGUAUAGUGUUCUCUAAAGAGCUGGGACAACAGAUGAGAAGAGUCGGGGUAGUGACUUAGGAGCCUGAUGUGCUGGAAGUACCAGGGGCUGUAGACUUAGAUUAGGGUUUCGAGGUAAACAGACACAGUUUUGGUUACUGCUUUGGAAGCAAUGAUCAGAGUCUUGAAUUGGAUGCAAGCUGCAACAGGAAGCCAGUCAAGAGAGAUGAACAGAGGAGUGACAUAAGCUGUCUUGGGCUGGUUGAAGACCAGACAUGCUGCUGCGUUUUCAAUCAUUUGCAGAGGUAUAACUUCAUGCAGAGAGGCCUGUCAGUAAGUCAGUGCGUGAUAAUACAAGAGCCUGUGCCAGGAGCUGUGUUGCAUGUUCUGUCAGGUGGGGUCUGAUCCUCUUUAUGUUACAGAAGGCAAAUCUGCAGGACCAAGCAACAGAGGACACAUGAACCUUGAAGGUUAGCUGGUCAUCAAUCAAUCAUGACACGUUAGAUUUUGGGCCAACUUAGUAGGUAUGAGCUUAUUUGAUCCAAACUGGAUAUUGAUCUGUGGGUCCGCAGUGGGACUGGCUGGAAUGAUAAUCUUAGUCACGUCUUGGACAGGUUAAGCUGAAGGUGACAUUCCCUCAUCUAUUUAGAAAUAUCAGCACAUCAGGAUGAGAUCCGAGCUAGGACAGUUGUGUCGUCUGGUGGAAAGGAUAGGAAAAGCUGUGUAUCAGCUGCAUAGCAGUGAUAAGAAAAGCCAUGGGAUCAGAUAAUCACACUAAGGUGGUGUAUUGAGAAAAGGAGGGAACCAAGCACUGACCCUUGAGGCCCCCUGAUGAUGAACCAUGCAUUUUGGACACUUGUACCCUCCAUGGUACUCUAAAAGAUCUCCCAGAUCACUUGAACCACUGGAGGGCAGACCCUGAGAUACCAAGCGAGGAGAGUGUGGAGAGGAGGAGCUGGUGGUUUACUGUGUCAAAGGCAGCAGACAGAUUCAGGAGCAAUAGAACUGAGGACUGACCAGCUGGUCCAGCCAAACGUAACAGAAGUAUAGCUUCAGUAGUGGCCCCACCUAAAGCCAGACUGAUUCAGAUCAAGCAGACCAUGCACAUACACCUUGAACCGCACCUUAAACUUAGUUCAGACGUUCAACUGAAAGAGGACUUUGGACCACUGAGCAAUAGUCCAGUUCUUUUUUUUCCCUUAGACCAGGUAAGAUUCAUCUGACAUCGUCUCUGGUCCUGGAGUGUUUUAAUUUUACGUAUGUGAACGUUGAAGUUCCUUUACUAAGCUGAGUGAGUAGUGGCUCUUGAUGCACUGACUCCAGCCUCAGUCCACUCCUUGUGAAGCUCCUCUAAGUUCUUGAAAUAACUUUUUUUUUUUAACAGUCUUUUUAAGCUGUGGUCACCUGCGUUGCUGUCAUACCCUUUCUUGCCCACUUUUUCCUACUGGUCAACUUUUAAUACACAGUACCCAUGUGAUGGUAUGCCAAACGAACACAGAUUUACUGACACUAAAACAAGCUGAACAUGAUGAAUCCAUUCAAAACAGCUCUAUCUUUCCUAACUCUACAUUAUGAGCCAACUGCAACAUAUGCCUCAAGCUUCCCUAGUUCCUCACUGAACCUUUCAGGUCAGAAGGUCACAGAAGAAACCUGAUUAGACCAAAACCUUUGUUGCCUUUGUUUACUUUUGCCUCCACUCACCUCCACUGAUAAACUUGGAAAAAGCUGCUGGCUGUUACAGAAACACACAAAGCUGAAAGCUACUGUUCUCACAAAGAGUGGAUUUUACAGGAAGUUACUACAUCAUGCUUUUUUAAUUUUAGGGCUGAUUUUGUACAUCAGCUUUAUAAAUAAAUAAAAGACAGACAAUCAUCAUUAUGGUAUAUUGAAUUCUCUCUUCUUAAUUACAUGAUAUUCCAUUUUUUUGUGAUGCACUUGUACGUCAAAUGUAUAUUUAUGAAAGUGUAAUGUGUACAGAGAUUAUCCACACUGAAAUUAUGAUAUUCAUCCAGAUGCAAAGGUUGCCUGACAACUGUAAGGCAACCUCAUGUAUUUAGGCCUGUUAAUAAAUUUUACCCUGAAACAAACAUGUGAAAAUAAGUGUAUCACUUUUAAGUGUAUGAUCUACAUGUGAGUAAAAAGGCUCUUUUUCUUUUCUGUUUGUUUUCUCUCAGUUUAUGUACACCCUGAGUGUGUGUCUGAUCCUGGAGCUGCUGGGAGGAAUUUUGGCGCUUGCGUUCCGCAACCAGGUGAGCUGACUGGUAAUCCCUCCUGACUUCAGGCGGAUAAUUGGAGCAUUUUGGAGUGUUGCAGUGGGAGAGUAGAUUAUAAUCAAAGCUUUAAACUGUAGUCAAACAGGGCCAGAACAGGAUUCACCAGUGGGUGUAUCUAUUUAAUUUACAAACUAAUGCCAACAUUAAUAAUGAAUAACUGUACAGCAUUACACCUAAAAAAACAGACAUGAAAGAGCAUUCAUUUCAUCAUGAUUAUCAAACUGACUCUGGCUAAAUGUCAUAUUUCAGAGAAAUGAUGAACCAAUAGUUGACAUGUUGAUAUAGUAUCUUUCAUUAAAUGCAGGCUUCAUAUGCACCAAACUAUUUAUGAGCACUUAUUUAUAAUCACGUGCUUAAUUACACAUUCACUCUAUGAUAUCAAGUGUUUUUUAUGAAACAGCAGACAUGAUAACACUUGUAUGUAAACAGUUUGAAAAUGAAAUGUUCUCUGACAUGUCUUUGUGUUUCUGCGUCCAUCUGUCGUCACGCUCUAAUUUCUUACUUUCUAAUGACUCCCCCCAGUUAUUUCACUUCACUCCUUUCUUAGUCUCUCUCGUUGUCUUGCUUGAAAUCUCUGUCCUCGGUUUGUAAUCUAAUCCCACUUUUGCCAUUAAAUCCAUUAUUGUUUCUGUGCACACAAACAGGAAGGGCCAGUUUUAAUGAAGCCACUCUUAGAUGACCGUUUUCUUAGAAAGGUUGCUAUGAUGAACAACUCUUUGUCAGGAAAAAAAGUGAGGGACAAAUGAAAAAUAACCUGCAGAGAGAAGAAUGAUUGCCUGACAAGAGUGGGGGGUUAUCAUCUCUUGGAGUUUUGCAUUUCACUGAAUGUGAUCACCAGAUCAGGUGUUUCAUUGUGUUUUUCUCAUUUGCAUGGAGAUUGUGUUACACCUGAGGAUGAGGCAGCUAUAUAACUCCCAGAAUUUCUUUUGUAGGGAUAACUUUUUCUGAACUGCCAAAGAUAGGGACUUCAAAUGGUCAGAUCUAUAUAUUUUAUAUACUUUAAUAAAUAACUUUAUUAAGGAUGAUUAAAGUCCCUGUGACAAAGAAUCAAAACCAGACGAGACCUUUUUAAGUCCAACAAUUGUGGGCACUUUGCUGGAGAUGUAACUCAACCUUAACUUUGAAUCAACCAAAAACAGAAAUGGAGGUAGAUCCGAGGGGCGACAGCUGCAAAGCACCCAUGCCUGCCAUGCCUCUAACUAUACAAAUGUAUAUAUAUAUAUAUAUAUAUAUAUAUAUAUAUAUAUAUAUGACUCUUCUUUUCAAUGUUAUGGUAACAGAUUAAUCCGUCCCCAAGUACUGUGUGUACAUAUAAAUAAACCAGCUGUAUGGAGCAGGACAGUUUUCUGUACGGGGCUGUAUACAUGUAGAUUCCUUAGCCUUUGCAGCCAGCCUCAAGUGGACACUUGAGGAACUGCAGUUAAUCCUACUUUCUCACUGACUCCAUUUCUUAGCAGUGCAGCUUGGCAUUUUUGGUUUUAUCAGAAUUAAUUUGUUGAUUUAUUUGAUAACCUUGACAUAGAGCAAAAAAAACACACCAUAAAAAAAUGUUAAGGUUUUUAUUCAGGAGGCAAAGUUGAUGAAAUCAUGCUAAUGCUGUCAUGAUUUAUGAUAAUGAGGGCAAACUCAUAUGAUUAUGAUAGCCCGGCAAAAAGAUAUCUAUUACAUCUGUUUUCAUUGAUUAAUACCACGGGGCUCCAUGGGGACUCAUGCUUUGAAAUUCUCUUUGUCUUCACGUUUAAAUGCACAAUAAAUCAAAUAUAAUAAAGGCCUGUCUUAGACUAACCAUUUUUAAUAAGACUGUGUGGUAGAUUUUUACAUUUAUAUCUAUUUGUCAAGGAAAAGUUAAAUUAGUAACAUCAUGUUAACGUCAUGAUUAUAUAUUUUAACUUCAGCAUUAGUUUAAAUACAGUGAAGACGCAGCUCAUCAUAUGUCAUGGCUUCGUUUCAGGUUGUCUCAUUUACAUUGAGAUGAAAAAAAAAAAAGACUGAUACAUGCAUGUGGAGAUUUUUCAAAUUAAUCUCAUAUUUCAGUUCCUGGAUCACUUUAGUAGAUUUUUAUAAAAGAUUUGUUUUCACUGGUGUUUCAUUUCCAGGAGUACCAUGUUUAAUUUGAUAUGGCCGUAUGGGAUUUUUAUUUUUAAUAAAGUUUGUGGGUAAUUCUUCAGACAGGGGAACAUGACAGCCGACUAACUCACAGCCUGUAUCUGCUCAUUGUAACAGAUCCAAUACAAAGACGGGGCAUUCAGAGGAUGAAGAAAAGAAUUGAAAUGAAAGGCUCAGGCUCUUCAAUCGUUAUUAUUCUCAUGGGGGCAGAAGUCUUAGUCUUUUAUUAUCUUUGAUGAAAGAGAAAAGUCACUGAACGUAUAUCCAUCUGAAUAGAAUAAAGAGUCACAGACCUGUAGUCCCCCUUUGUGUGAAGAAUGAAGCCGAGGGCCAUUCUCAGGGUGCAGACCUUCAAUUGUUCAGUCUACUGUGAUGUGGAGGCACAACCACAAGACAUUUCAAAAUAUAUUCCCGGACUAUAAGUAGUAUUUUUGUAUAAGCCCCCAGUUUGAGAAAUUGACACAUACAUUUAUUAAAUCUACUAUGAGGAGCUCAUAUCAACCCCAGCAGCAAAUGUAAAACUUGUGGAACGUCUUUUUUUUUCGUCGAUCUUGCUCUUUACAUGUGUGAGUACUUAAUUCUGAUAUAUAAUUUUUUUUUUCUCAAAGUUGUAGCAUUCAAUGUAAGUCAUUUCAGUGAAGAAGGUAAAGAAGAAAUGCUGUUUAAGCAAGGUGAUGGCAAUCCACCUUUGCUGAAGCUGAGGAUGAGGCAGCGUUAAAAAGCAUGAAAAAUUACAGUGAAACUAAUCCAUUUUAUCUUGUUUAAAAUUAGACAAAAACAGCACUGAAAACCUGACCUCAGCAAGUACAAAUAACCAACAGUGAGAGGAGUACAUUGUGUGCAUAGUUCCCUUUAAAUCACCUCUCAAAAUAAGAUGUCCAUGAGUUUAUUUGUUGAAAACCCUGGUUUUAGAUUAUCAUUUCCUUGAUAGACUAAAUUCUGUAGCCUCAUGUGACUCUGCUGCAGCAGAUUGUGACCGACAGAUGUAAGCUGUCAGGCUGUCAUAUUUUGAUAUUUGAGCUCACUGGAUUGGUCACCUUGACAAAUCAGAGCCUCUCCUCCCCUCAGCUGACACAUUGACACCUUUUCAACUGGGUUAUGGAAACAAAACCUGGUCACAUGACCUCCUAUAUCCCACUAACACUCAAACUAUUCACCUAAUGUUUUAUCCUUUUGUUCUUACAGACUGUAGAGUUACUGAACAAAAACAUCCGACGAGGCAUUGUGAACUACUACGAUGACCUGGACUUCAAAAACAUCAUGGAUUUUGUGCAGACGAAGGUAAGGUCAUGUCAUCCACACACCUGUCAAGGUAAACAUUCAUGUUAACAGAUUUAAAAGGUCUGUGUUAUACAUACUAUGAUUCAAUGCAGGGCACAUGAUAAUCCGGUAAUCAUUUCAAGGCUGGGUCAGGAUUUGAUUUCAAUAGUUGACAACAGCAGUGGACUAGAAGUUGUGUCCAAUGUAAUCAGAGAGCUGUGCAGAGCCAUCACCGAGCACCUGCUCCUAGAAUCCAUCAUGCUGCCACACACUGCCGCAAGCUGCAGAUCUCAUUAUCAACUUAUAUUCAGCACAUCAGGGAGGUCUGUCUUUGGUCAGCAGACGGAUCAGACAUUGAAAUAAGCGCAACAUCGGCUCCUCUGAUGAACUAUUGAGGCAGGUGCAGAGUGAUGGAGACAGUGAAGCAGGAUUUUUGUUUUGUUUGGAGAUAUCCUGGAUGCUUGAGGGCUAGAGAACGUAAUUAGUUACUUGGCGUAUUUAGAAGGAGGUAAUUAGGAGGCUGAGCAGAUGGAGCACAAUUUCCUUCAUCAUGGAGCUGGGCAGUUGUUAAAUACGUGAUAUUAUAAGCAUUAUACAUGCCUGUAUCUAGGUAUGAGCAGUUGGUGACCUUUGCAGGACAGAGAGUAUUUUCUUAAAUAUAAGGAAACAGUUGCAGUAUUUUACAUGAAAAUUUAAAGUUUUUGCUACAUAACCCAUUUUUUCCUCUGAUUUUAACCAUCUGACUAGUCUGAAGGUAUAAGACCACAAAGGAAAUAGUCAAACUGAGCACAAAGUAUUGUUUAUUAGACACAGCACAACCAGAACCUGUGGGUAAAGGUAGCUUAAUGUUGAGGCAACAUCAUUUGACCUCUGGUCUUCUCUUGGAGGUGGAUGGGAUUGAAGAGGGUGGGGACUUGUAGGGUUGGAGACAGCAGGGUGGAACAGUACUGUGUGUAUGUCUGAGUGUUACUGUGUGUUUGUGAAGCAUCCCCUGAUAUUUACAAGCUGUGCCACUUAUGCUUCCUUAGUGUGAUGCAUUUUCAGAGUGUAAUGUGUGAAUAAAACAGUGUGGGGAUGGCAGAUAUCUAUUUCAGUGUUGUUGCAAAAUUGGGGUGUAUCAGAGGAUCAGUUGGUUCAAUAAGUUUGGCUAACAUGAGCAGAGCUAGCACCACUGGUCCUUAGUCUUCCUGGUAGAUUAACAUCAGUAUGCCCGUGCUGGUCGCACAUGUUCCAGUCUAGUGGUUUUGUACCACUUUAACCAGAAACAGACGUGACUUUCGUACUUCUUCUGAAAACCCUGUCACUUGUCACCUGUGUUUCAGUAGUAAGAGGAACAAGGCAGUAUGUAAUAAAAAGAUUACUCUUAGCUAUCAUUGUGGCAAUAGAUGUUCUUCAGAUCCUGUCAAAGUUCAAACAGUUUAUCUCCUUCAAGAUGAUUUAUCUUGAGCACUUACAGAAGAAGUCGAGAUCAUUCUGGCAGCAGUUUCUUUUUUUAUGUUUGAGCUGUAAUAUGCUUGCUCUGGUAACAAAAAAACAGUGCACAGCUGUGUGUGAAGCUCUUACAGUAAAUUUCUCUUGUCAUAGUGUAAAGCUGCUGGACAGCCCACAUGUCGGCUAUUAGAGAGAUUUAAGUGUCUUUACUGACCAACAAUGCCACCAAAAAACCUGCGAGGGCACAGGAGCAGUUUUCACACAUAAAUGGACUUUGUGGAUUUAUGUGUGUUUGUGAGCAGAAUAGCCUGACUAAAACAUGGUUGCGUGUUUGAGUCAGUUAGGCCGCAUCCCUCCCAUGAAGAGUUUGGCGAAGAAUUCCUUUGUGGUUUGACAACCUAGUCUCUUCAAUCUGUGAACAAAUAACACCACCCUUCCUCUAAAUUGCAUUUGCCAAAUUGAUGUCAUUAUAUACCACCAGGGACACUCAGGGAAACUGUGUCUAGUAGACUUUGAAUCAUGUUAUCAUGGCUUGGUAUAAUUUUUUUAAUUUCCUUGAGGAAACCUUCCCAAAAGAAUCAAUAAAAUUCUAUCUAAUUUAAUUAUUGACAGUAACCAAGGCUAACCUCAACUGUGGCCACAGCAACUGCAGACACAUUAGGCCAAAAGUCACCUGUCAAAGAGGUCAUUGUUUAGACUGGAGCACAGGUCUGCUACAUAUGUUGAUGGGGUUCUUAGGCUUUCAUACAUGGUGGAGGACAACCCCAACAAAAGCUUUAAAUGGUGCUAAUAAAUGCUAAUGUGAUGGAUUGUGUGUGUCAGACAAGAUCAAUAUAGUUAAUUUCACUCUCUUUAUUGCAGUAUUUGAAUUAUCGCUCUCCUCAUUAUAUUAGGUGUAACUCUCUGUUGUGGAUGAGCAGUGGCAUUUGUUUAUACCAUUACACAGUUAAUGUUAGACCAGAGAGAACUUACACUGUUACUUUUUAUCCUGAUUUAAGUCGUUUGAUUGCUCCUUGAUCUGUUAGUAAUGCCUCAGGGGUCAAAUAGGGGACCCUUAUAGAAACCUGUUAUUCAGUAUCCUUCAUAAAAAGUACCAGUGUCCUGCACUAGCUCAUGUUUGGCAGCACUAGUUAAAUGCUGACUCUUUUACUAGUAAACUGACAGACAGCAGAAACUCUGACAUGUCAACUAGUAAGGGCACAAUCUUCACAAGGGACACCAGCUGAAAACAUUUUUGCAUUACCAGUUUACUAGCAAGUUCAACAAUGUUAGCUAGUUCACUGGUUACAACUAGGGAUGCACGAUAUUUAUCGGACCGAUAAAAUAUCGGCCGAUUUGAGGGGAAAUUACGUCAUUUUUUUAUCGGUCCGAUAGGUGCAUUUUUCCGAUAGAAAGAUCCGAUAUAUUAAUGAAAUUACGAGUAACGUUUGCAGGCGGAGUAGCCGCUCAUCCGAGACGCGCUGGUUACGUUAUCUAUCGCGCCUUACUCGCAGGUCCCAAGCCUGACCCCGUCACUACCUGACAGAUAAUAAAAUGUCUUCACCAGCAUGGUCGUUUCUCUCAGUGGCAGAAGAUGACAACAGCAUUGCUAUAUGCAAAACCUGUUCAGCGAGGAUUCCGAGAGGAGGAAAGAAGACGUCAAGUAUUAACACAGCGAAUCUGAUAGCUCAUCUGAAAAGUCGCCAUCGCGGCGAAGCGGUAGUAAAAGAAUAUGAGACAGCCGCCGAAGCUGCUAGCGGUACUAAAGCUAAGACAACAACACUACGGAGGAUCGAUGUCCCCAUUCAGCAGGCGUUUAAAAACUGCAAAAGCUUCUCAAGAGACAGCGAAAAGGCUAAAGCCAUUAACGACAAAGUGAUGGAGUUCAUAGCGGUCGACGACCAGCCUUUUUCCGUCGUUGAGAACUCGGGUGUAAUAGCACACUUGGAGCCACGUUACACUCUCCCAAGCCGCCGCUUCUUCUCGGAUGUGUCUCUUCCUGCACUCUAUGAUACUGUCGCCACAUACAUUCACAACCUGAUCGACAAGAACGGACUACACGUGAGUUUUACCACAGACAUAUGGACGUCAGAUGUUAGUCCGGUCAGCAUGCUAAUCCUAACGUCUCAUAAUAGCUCCUUUACAGUUUACAGUUCUGUUGAACAGUUCAGGGGAUCAAAUGAAGUUCUGCUUUUGUUAUUGUUAUUUAUAGCAAAUGACCACAUUUGAAGAGCCAAAAACUUUUGUUUGUUAUUCUAGAUAGGCCAGAGCAACAAAAACAUCAGUUUUCAAUCGCUGCAUCCUGCAUAAACUGCAGAUUAUAUGAAGAUUAUAAUAAAUGUAAAAAUAUGAAUUUAUCGGUUAUCGGUAUCGGUAUCGGCCAUGAGAAGAAGAAAAUUAUCGGUUAUCGGUAUCGGUUGAAAUUUUUCAUAUCGUGCAUCACUAGUUACAACCAAAAUACCCUCCAGUUACAGUAGUUAGGGUAUUCAAGAUGCUUCAAAGUGUUUACGAGGAAACUAGUGAGUGCAUCUUAUUCACCAGUAAUACUAGUGAUGGAAUAAGGAGCCUUACUGGUGGAGCUCAAAAUGUAAACUGGUUAGCUAGUAACAGCUAAAAUGUAAACUAGCUAAACUUCUGCAGUUGUUUUUACUUUUACCUGUAAGGCAGCAUAUCUUAAUGGACGUAUGUGAACCAUUGAAACCCCUUAAGCCCUCUAGUCAUACUAGUUACACAAAAUGAUAAGAGUUGGGAUUCAGUGAGGAUUUUCAUUGACUUUUAUUUAAAUGAGUGAUAACAUUCUUGAUAUAACAAGUUAACUAAUUACACUAGUUAGAACUUUACUACCCUUCAGACAGAAGUGUUCUGAUAACUAAAAACCAUAAUAUCCACUAGUUGCAGUAGUGAGGGAAGAUUUGACAUGAAGAGUUCAGCAGUAAGGCUCAAAACUGUUUAUUUGUCAGCAGCAACAGCUAAAAUGUCCUCUUGUGACAGGAGUUGUGGUGUACCAGAUAACUACAUUAAGACAUCGUGCCCCACAUUUCCACACAUAUGGUGAAAAAGUGUUGACAUCUGCAUCCAACUAACUGGUAAUGUGUUGCAACUGACAUAGAUGUUAAAUAGUAUCAUGUCACCUUUACACUAAGUUGUACACUUUUCUUUUUAGUAAAUUUUUAGAUUUGCACCCCAAGUAACCUGAGAAAGAUGUUGUUUGCCUACUUAACUCACACUACCACAGUCUACCCAACCAGUGUUGUAAGUGGACAUUUUGGCUCUCACAAGUCCUAGUGAGCAUUUUUGAGCCUCACUGGUGAAUAUGUGAGGUCAGAAGUGCCCAAUCACGUUUUUCACUUAAUUAAUAAUAUUCAAAGUCCUCCAGUAGUAAGUGUCAACUAUGGCUUCAAACGACUAAUUAUUGUCAUUUACUAAGAGGUAGUUAUUUAUUAAGUUUCCAAAAACAACCCUCUAACCUCUUUCUUUAAUGUUGAUUUAGCAGCACAUCAAACUCUAUUUUCAAUCAUCAUGAUUCUCCUCUUUAACCUGCAGGUUGCCCGUUUAUCAGAGUUUUUCAGCUGUCUGUUGAACUUCUCUGUGCUUUAAGUCUGGCAUUUUCUUAUUGUAUCAUUAAUCUGAAUGAAGGAUUUUAGUAAGUAGGCGUGCCAAAUUUGGCUGCAGCUUGGCUCGUAUAGCCUCCAGAGAUCAUCAGCAAACACUGACUUUGGACUCUGUCUGUUGUAGAGGGAGGGGACCUACUGACGAAUGAGCAACCAGGAAAAAAUAAUGUGAGUGAUUGAACUCUUAAGGGUUAUUUAAGAGAGCCAUUUGUGAGUUUCUCAGCCAGCCAUGCUUGUGCUCUUGAAUUGCUCCAUGUACAAAUAAAGAAAAGUUGAAAAAAGGGCAGAUAUUUGCCUGACUCAGGGUUCGAAGGGUGACUUUCACCAGGCAGCCCAGUGGGUAGGAUUGAAGUGGCUUUCGAGUGCUUUUAAGAUCCUGAAAACUUUCCUCGGUUCAGUUUUGUCAUCUUAUCAGGGUCAUGUGCAGCUGCUUGUUUCAUGCUGAUCACGAUCCUUUCCUCUUAUUCAUUCUCUGUUUCUGUCUAGACGAUGAGACCCACCCUCUUAACAAUGUCAUUUCAGAUCAUCAUUUGUGCCAAUCUGAACACAAAUGGAUUAUCGCUUAUAAAUUGACAAUCUGACAAGCACUUCCACUCAUGCAGUAAUAGCAGUCCCUUAUUACAGCCCUCUGCCAAGCUUUCAGAGCCGGUCUUGAAAUUGUGCUGCCUUGAAUUGUUUAACAUUUCGACAACAGGAAAUGAGAAAAAACAAUCCUACAGGAGUAAUAACACUAAUGAAUGAACAAGUCCUUCGUCAUUUCCCCUGUUGAGUUCAUUUCAAGCUGACCUUUCCCUCCACGCCGCCCUGGUAUUCUCAUGGAAAUGUGACAUUUAUUCUAACAGCGGUGACUUGUGGUGUUUAACACUAGUGAACACGGCAGGACUUUCUUCUUCUCGCAUUAACAACGAAUGAUUAAUCAUAAAAGUAAUCAAAGUGUUUCCGCAGCUGGGACUUAUUGCAAAAAGAUGUGAUUUUUCAUUCCCAUCACCAGAGGAAAUUCAGACAACUUCACAAACUCAUAAAAGCAACACUGCUCAAUUUCCACAGCUGCGUCAGGGUUCAGUGUGGUCACAGAAAUUGCAUCAGGAUUUUGGGCUCCAUCAAGCAGUCUAAAAGCACAGCACAACAAAGCCAUUCAGUCAGCUGUACAGCGACUUCAUUUCCUCAGAGCCGUGUGGUUGUUUGACACUGAAGUGUUUAUAAAUAUUUAUAAGCUCAUUCUGGAUCCAUCACAACAGCCAUUAAGGUGAAGCUAGGAAAAAAAAAUAAUUUUUUUUACAGCACGUUUUGCUGGAAGUUUACUUAUUGUGCCUCACAUUAAAAUGUAUACAGCAAUAAGUGGCGUGGUUUUAUGAAAAAUGAUUAAUAAUGUAUUAAAAAGUAAUAACAGCAGACAGAAAAAUACUACAACACAUAAAAUAAUUGAACUUAUAUUAGAUCUGUGGAUUGGGGUUUGGGGGUAUGGAUUCAGAAAAUGUGAAUAGAAAUCCCUUAUCAGCUUUUUGACCCAGACAGCAAAGAUUUCUUUGAUAAAAGUUGUUUUCUGCUCUGGUAAGCUGUGAAACUCCACCAAGACAUUAUGAAAUGAUUACUUGACAUUGCUUCAAGUUUUUCUAAAAGAAAUGGAGACAUAGUUGUAGAAAAAUGAUUGAAAAAGGCAGAGAAACACUGUCUCCAUACAGACUUAUGUAUAAAUAUAUUGAUGUGCCAUUACAAAAAGAGACUUUAACCUCACAGGGAUGGAUGUAAAAGCCUCCUGGCCUAUCAGACAACAAGCUUUAAUCCUAUCCCAGUGACAUUAAAUGCUGUUGUGCUUUAAACUUAGAAACACGUUGAAUAUCAAAUCCUCAGGACCCGAGUGUUGUUUGAAGAAAGUUGUUUGAAAUUCAGAGACACCUCCUCCUCACAAAUCAGUCAAUUCUCUUCGUCCCUUAUUGGCACUUUGCUUCAUCAUCUGCAGCUGGAGGAGCCUGUAUUGAUUGAUUUGGUCUAUAAAGUGUGUCCAUCUAUCACAAAGAGCUGGCCUAACUUUGUUAGAAACAGUCUAUCAUUUAUGCUGUACUAUGGAUUGGUAGCUGUAGGUCUGUCGUCGUCCUUUCUCAGGACAGGAGUUUCUCUUUUCCGAAAUCAAAGAUGUUUAUCCUCAGCAGUGCAUCAUUAUAAGGUGUAUUCAUUUUGUGCAGAAGUAACUAUAUCUGUGUUUGGCUGCAGGUUUUUCUUUUCCCUUUUCUCAAAAUGAAAAUUGAUUUACUAUUAGAGCAUCUUAAACUCACGGUAGUGAAAAGCACUUGAUAAGUAAGUCAACCUGAAAGUCAUUAUAUUUAGAGGCAAUCUUUUUAGACAUUAUUUGUCCAUUAAAGAGAGUAAAGAGAAACAGCUUUUCACUGUCAAACUACUCCGAGUACUUAAUGAAAAAAACAUCACCUCACCCCUUAAUGUAGGUAUCUCAAACCUUUUUCAUUAAAGACACAUUUUAUGUUUAAAGCUCCUGUGAGGAGCUUUUUGUAUUGUGUGGUUAAAGCCGUACAUCUUAUCUCUCUGCUAAUCAUGACCUAACACCUAAGCAGUGUUCACUCACAAAAAAAUCUCCUGCUGUCUUUUAAUAUUAAAAUAUAUAACUUAUUGUGAAUACUUGCAAUAAAAAAUGUGUACAAAGGCUUUCCACCCUGACUGGUUCUAAUAUUAUUCUUGUUUUGAGUAGUCCUAAUUCCAGAUUACUCAACUAUAUUAAUUUAGAGUACCUACAAGGAGUAUCUAAGAAGAAAGAGCAUAUUUAAGGAAAAACACCUCUGUUAAGUAUCUCUUUCAUUUUUUUUCUUUAACUUUACUAUUUGUUAAGUUCCACGUGUUUACACAAAGCCCACAAGAAAACAUGUAGACAAACUUACACUAUAGUGAUAUAGAGAACUGAAAUAACAAGUAAAUAAAUAUAGUUCACCUCCAUCAGUCAGUCAUCUCCUUGUUUGUUGACUCUGAAUUCAUGUCCAUUUCUAUAAUUUGUCUUCCAUCUCUGCUUCUUACAGUCUUGAACUAUAAGUCAGAUUUUCCAUGAUGUAUUUUUCAUCAAUAUUUCAAACAAAUAUGCCAAAUAUACGUAAUAGAUGGAGCAGCAUGUGGCUCAGUGACAUUUCACAUAGUAUAACUCAAAAUAUUGUAUGCACCAUCUUCAGAGCAUGAAAAUGUGUAGGCAUUUCCAGAAUAUGAAUGAGUGUUCUGCAUCUCUCACUCUACACUCUGUCCUGCAUAAUAGAGUGUGUGUAAAGAUGAAAACUGACCAGAUUUCUCCAGGAGGAUGCCUCUGUAUCUGUGAAGUGGUAGAUGUUAGACAUCUUUUCCUCAUAGAUAAUUCUUUCUCAGUUUUAUAAGCCCAUAUGCCAUAUAAAAAACAGGAUUGUACAAAUUCCAUUUGGUUGAUACAGUCCAUCAGCAGAUGAUCUGUACUCAGGCUCCUCUGAACAAAACAACUCUGGUUUAAACUGAACUUCAGGCACUUCAUCUGGUCCAUGUCAUCCAUUAGCAAAUACAGUAGAUGUUACUGAAAUUCACAGCGCAUUAUCAGAGCUCUAACAUCACUGAAAUGUUGUGUGCUCAUGCUCCUAUUGAAAACACGAUGAGCAAAAUCCUGGAGCAUCAGCCCAUCAGACAUUGCUUCACCAAAAGAGGCCUCACAGUCGGAGCACAAUGUUUGAGGCAGAGGAGGUAGACAGAGAAAACCGUGCUCCUGCUGUGGUUUUUAGACCCUGAACUCAGGGAGUAUGUGAGACACCACUCUUCUCAGGGGAAACAUAAAGAGCACAGACAGAGGCAGGACAGAAGAUGGGAGUGAAGGCUGAUAUGUCUGCAGGAAAAGGUGGGAGGUGUUCAGAUCAAUGAAGGAAGAGAGGAACACUUGAGUAUGCUGCAGGUAAUUUCUGUAAAGAGAGAGUCGUCCUCCCUGCACAAACAAAUCUUUUCUAAUGAAACAGCAUCACUUACAUUAGCAGCCCGCGGGAGUGAGUGCUGGUCAGUGCUGCUUUGCCAUUACCGUUAGAAAAACGCUUUAGGAGGGAGUCUAUAUUUAGCUAAUGUUGACAUCUUAGUGCUCUGACACACAAAACAUCCGCCAUAAAAUGCAACAUCCUGCUCUUAAAGGUGGAUUGCAACCAAAACCUGCAAUUAGCUUCAAGUUUCCAUCUCAAGUUGAUGACUUGUGACAACAGGAUCCCACUUUGUGCUUCCUGCAGGAUUUCUGCACCCUGGCCUCUUCUCCUGCUUUCUUUCUAAUUACUGAGAUAAAGGAAAAGAUAGACACAUGACGUUUCGCAGGAGGAUGGAUAAUAGUUCAAAGCUCCUGUUGAGCUGAUGGUGGAGUAAUUAAGGGUAGAUGUGCAGGCAACUAAACAAUGCUCACAACACAAAAGGGAUGCUACAGGUGUCAGGAACAUACGAUAAAAAGCAUGUCUAUCAGGCUUGAUCCCACUUUUUGACAGCCUUUAGCAAUGCGCUUGUUUGAGGAAGUUACCUGUCAAGUUUGGAGACAGAAAUAGUAUGACCAAAUUUAGAGGAAACAUCAUGAGGUAGGUUUCUCUGAGUUUAAAGCUCCCAUGUCUGAUUCAAACACUUGAAGGUACCCCGUGUGUCUGUGGAACGAGUUGGGGCUGAGACAAAGCGUACGUAUCUGAUGACUUGAGAAUGAGGCUGUGGAGUCUGAAGAUUUGAUGUUAUUCUCUCGAUAGCUUCAGCAGCACAGGCAGAUGAAAAGUUUAGGGAGCAGAGAUGUUACAAGUUUAGUGUAUUGAAUGAUACUGUCAAAUUUUAUGCAUUUUCAUCAGUUCUGGACGGUUAAAGCAGCUGUAAAAAGUUAAUGGAUUCUACGACAGACAGUUUUGUGCAUAGUCAGCUUUUUUUAGCUCAAUGACAGGGAGGUACAAACCUAAUGAAGGGGGAGUUUUCUUUAGAUGGACAGAAUCCCUGGAUUUGACAACUUUUUAAUCAGAUAGGCAUACUAGUCAGUGAUUUAUGGUAUUGUGUGAGAGCCAUCAGAGGCCGGUUACCAUCCAUUCAUAUUUUGUGCACCUCUUAUCAAAAGGCUGUGAGCUUAUGAUGCCGGUCUCCCAAUAUGGACUCAUAUUUUGUUUGGUUUGUCGUGUCUUGAGAUUGGUUCGAAGUAAAGAUGACAGCUCCACAAAUUAAGACACAUAGAGAGCGUCAGCAUCAAUAAAGGACUUGUUUAGAGAAGUGUCCAAUGAAUGCUCAUGUCAAAUCAAAUUUUCACAGAUUUAAAAGCAAUGUGUCACGAACUGUCCCAAUAUACAUCAAACAAUUAUACAAGAAUAAUCAAUAUAAUAUCAUUUGUGUCCUUCCGAUUUGGGUGUGUUUUUUCUCGCCACUCUGUCUCUCCUUGUGUCCCCUCCAAAACACUAUACACUCUAAAAACUCUUGGGUUAUUUCUUCAACCCAAUUCCUGGGUUAUACAUUUUGAGUAAAAUUUCUGGGUUAUUUUUCAGAUCCCUCCCCAUUUCUUGGGUCAUAUGGAUUCUAUUUUAACCCAAUUUGAGGGUUUUUUGAAUGGGUUAAUAAUUAUGGGUUAUUUUUCUGAGAGUAACCCAAUAAUUGAGUCAGAACGUUGGGGUCAAUUGACUGUACAUGGUUUCUAGGCCUUACGGCAAUUUAAGUGGUGGGGUUAGCUCAGCGGGCAGAGCAUCCGGUUCCCAACCGGCGGUUGGGGGUUCAAAUCCUGCAUGAGACUCAUCUGUAAGGAGUUUACCACUUUAUCAUUUACCAGUUUGGGACCGUAGGCAAGACCCUUAGCGCUCUGGCCAACCUCACAAACAUGAGUGUGUUACCAUUGAAAGCCAAACCGUGACUGACUGGAUAUCACAGACGUCUAUGAUGUAACUGUACUGCAAGUGUAACUGGUUAAUUAAAUGAUGUUGACAGUUUUGGUUUGAUUUCCUAAAGGCGUUUAAGAAAAGUACUUUAUGUUAUAAUUCUUCAAAGUUCCAUAUUUUGACUCAAAUUCUUCAUUUUUAUUCUUAAUUCACAGCUGUACCAAAUAUUGAUUGACCCACCUACAAUUGCCACCCCACAGGCCUUGAAAAAAAUCAGUAUUGAUUAAUUCCUAUUUGAAACAGCAAACAGCUCUACCUAAUCUCAUCAGCGGGAACAGCGUUGUCAGUGCAUCAAUCAAUUAUCAUAACUUAUUUGCCCUCCCCCAAGAAAACUCCUUUUCUCCUUUUCCAAAACUGCAGGUGAAAAACAAAACCUGGUAUCAGAUUAAUAAUGUGACUGUGGCAAACAGCAGGAUUACAGGCACAACUGAGGAUAAAAUGUUUGUUAACUCUACCAAGCAUUUUGUCUGCGUUUCCCACUCAGUCAUUUUUUAAAAGAUGUUUUCUUUGAUUCAAAGUUGAAAUGAUCUGAGUAGAAACAGUCGGGACAGCAGUUUCUUUACAAAAAUAAAAAUCAGCCUCUCAGAUGCUCUCUGGCAAACACUGGAUUUCAGCUGGGGCUGUGAGCUGGCCUGCUCUUAUGAGUUUGAGUCAGUGCAUUGAGCCUGGACAUACAACAAUGUGAUCACAUCCAUAUCAAAUGAUUACAACUGAACCAUUUUGAUCAUGUGAAGACUCGGUUGUGUGAUCCUUUUAUCAGCCUGAAAAUUACAGAGUGCCUCUCAAGUCUGGCAGAGUGACAGGGGCUGCCAUCAUCUCCCACUGUGUCAUUGCUGUCUACAGAGAUUUUGAUCGAUCUGUUAUUCAGGUUGAUCUUUUUUGAGGGUCAAAAUUCCCUCAUCUGAGCUCUUCAUCAAUCCUAACAAAGGAGGCACUUACUGCUGGACAUGUUGGAUUGUAUUAUACUUUGUAGUUACUCAUAAAAGUAUGAAUCUGUGCAAUCUAUGAAAUCAAACUGUUCCAUUUGCAGACAUUUGUCAAAUCCUAAUUGCAUUGUCAUCCUCUGACCUUUGGCUGAGACGUGACGUGAGCUGGAAAAGCAGCACUCUGUGGAUUCACGCCAAAGAGAAAUCCAAGGAACUUCCUGGCACUCUGGCACGAUGCCGACAUACUGAUCACACUGCGUUGCAAAAAUCCACCUCAUAUUCAUUUAUGUAUUCAUCUUCAGUCCUUAUCUCUUUGUCUCUGUCUCCUGUCCUACUGUCUCCUGAUGUCUGACCCUUUGUGCCGUUUCUUCCAUCUCUCCCUCCAAUAAUGUUUGUCACAGUGAAUGACUUCAAAUAAAGUUGAGUGUUGCUCUCUGGUUAUUCUUUGAGCCUUUACUCUCGAGGCAGCUUUCCAGACAAUAACUUCACCAGUUAAAGUCUGAAUCAAAUGAAGGUUAUAAAUGACAUUUAUCGGGCCUUAAAGGAUUUGUUUAAUUUCCUUCGAGUGUUUUCAACUUAGGCUGAGCCUUCCUCAAUUAAAGAUUUUUUUAGAUGUUGACAUAGAAAUCCUUUUUUGACACAUGUAGCUAAUUACCAACAGCAUCCCCGUCAGUUGAUCAAUUUUCGAUCAUUUUGUGUUUUAGUUAUUGUUCUGAUGGGAAUUAGAUUCAGCAUAUCGACAAGGUGCAAUGCUUCUCAAACAGAUUUACACUACAGGAAACAGAGGCACUCAAUCUAAACUAAAAAUAAAGUUCAUGCUUCAAAGUGAGGAGGUUUUUAUUCAGUGUGAUUCCACAGCUCUUAGCCAAAACCAAUAAUAAUUACCGCCCUUUAGAAAGCGUAUCAAAGCUCAUUUAUUUUCCUUGUGAAGUAAUGGUAUUUCCCUCUCCCCGGGCUUUUUCACUGAUGGCUGAAAUGGAGGGCAAUAAAAGAUAAUUAUUUGGUGUUGCAUUAUUCUUUGCCUGUGAACCAACAACAAAAGGUUUGCAGGUGUUUCUCUGUUAUUUUGGUCUGAAUGCGUUAUUGAUUCAGAGGUAAACACUUAAAUGUGUCAAGCUGCUUUUUACUACUGUUGAGUACACAUGUAAGACAAGGAGCAGAGGAGCUUAACAAGAAAAUUUCAGAGCAUCAUUGAAUUAUUGUUGCAAAACACGAUUGUUGUAUUACCAUAUUGACCUCAGAGAUGAUGAGCAGUCCCAAAACUUGCUGCAGAGUGAGAGAGACGGACUAAAGCUGUGUGCAAUUUAUUGAAAAUGUUUCAUCUUCAAAUGUUGUGAGCAUUUCACCUGCACAGCACAAAAGUGUCAUCUAUAAAAGUAUAAAUUCAAAGUUGUUUUCUCUCUUUUUAUCUCCCCCCUCUUCUCUGUCCUCCUCUUUUUCACCCUUUUAUUCACUCAACACACUCCCUCUCAUCUUCCCUCCUCAAUUUUGCUCUUUUCUCUACUCUGCCAUCUUUCUCACCCACUGCAGUUUAAGUGCUGUGGAGGUCAGGAGUAUAAAGACUGGUCUGUCAACAUGUACCACAACUGCUCAGCACGCGGUCCACUGGCCUGUGGUGUCCCUUAUACCUGCUGCCUUACAACUAAGGUAAGUUUCACCAUCACUUUUACUGUUACAACCAAUGCAAGCUGCUAUUUCCCUGUUGUUUUUGUGGUUGAUUAUGGUUUUCACUUUGACCUCCACCACCAAUGUCGCCCACGUUUUCAUUACAGCUGUUAAACUGCUGCGAUUACACCCAAAAUAGAUUUACUACCAUCACCAAAACAACACUGCACUGCACUUUUGUAGCAUUGCAGAUUUUUUUCCCUAGCGUAGAAGUUUCAUAAAGAUUUUUCCCCAAAGAAGUUGAAUUUAGGUCAUUAUUUCACUUUGUAUUUUCUGCACAAAUCUCUUGGUUAAUGUCUCACAUAAAGCCACACAACAGAAUGUAUUAUUCAUAAAGCAAAGACCUAAAAAGAAGGUAGGAACGUCUGUGCCAUCAUGAGCUCACAGGCUUCACAGAAACACAGGUUGUUUCUGUAAUUUUAUAUUCAAACAAAAACGAGACAACUUACAGCUCUCAUUGUCAAAAAUUAUUAAUUAUACAAAUAUGCACAGAAAAAAAGGCUUUCUGGCAGCAGAGGGGGAUCACCCCAAGUCUUGUAAUUUUUGUCUUAAGAUAUGGCGCCUGAGUUUACUUCAGUUGUGGCUAAAAGCUACAAGUUAGAAAACCUUUUUUUAAUGUUAUAGGAAAUGAAAAAGUAUUUAUUAGAGAGAAACAUUUUUAUUGGGAUUCAUAUGCUAAACUGCACAAUAACACAACACACACAGAAACAAGAGAAAGAGGAGAAGAUAAUAAAUGUCCAUGUCUUUGCUUUUACAGACAUAUAAACAUUUAACAAUUCAGGUGCUAUCUUGGCUGAUCAGCAACAGCUAAGACAUUGUUUGGAGUUUGUCAGCAAGAAGGCUCAGUGAGAGGAAUAUAGUGAAAAAAGUGGUUUUUUUUACAGAUUUUGUAGAGCAAAUCUUUUUGGGUCAAAGAGACACUGUGCAUUACAAACAGAUAAGAACAACAGGGUGUUUGAGUUGUACGAUAAAGCUCCUAUGCACACUUCGAUGUUUGUUUAUUAAUAGGAAGGCCCCAUGGCACCACUAAACAAUUCUGUAGCACAUUUACCUCAUUUUAUUUGACAUAAUGGAAAGAGUUAUGGCUACAUAAACUGCUACAAGCACAACAACCUGUACCUCUGAUUAAAGCGAUGACAGCUGUGCUGAUAAAACAUCUGUAUUUCUGCUGUAGCUUUAUCUAACCUUGUUUUAAUGUCCUCCACAAGCCUGAGGACACUAUAAAAGUGUGAUAGAAAAUUGAUACAGCAUAACCAUGUUAGUUUAUCGUCUAAUAUCAUCAUUAAUGUUGCAUGCCGUUUUAAUUUCCUUGAGUUUUGUAUAUAACUACAACCUGAACAGGUGCUGUUUGAAUCCCUGCCAACAGCACCCACUGCUCAGAGGUGCACCUGAUGCUUAUUCAAGGUGGUUUAGAGAUCAUCUUGUGUAAAUAGCCCGGAGAGUUUGAAUAAAGCAAAUGUUACAUAAUUCCAGGCAAUGUGCUAUAUAUAUUUAUAAUGGCUUUAUGAAUACUCUGUUUGAAUGUCAUUACAGUAAUAGCUAUGAUAAUGUUGAGUUAGCUUUAAAAUGCACCCCAGCGUCCUUAUAUUAGUGAUUAAGCCUUUUCACCCACACACACACACACACACACACAUAUAUAUACACUUCCCUUUUUUUAAACACCUACACUCUGCAGACUUUACAGGGAAACAGAAAGAAACAAAAAGUUUUUAGUCGGACAAACAGGCUGUCUCUGCUCAUAGCUGAGCUCCUGAAACAAAGCUGCUCCUGAGUCCUGAAGCCUGUUCUCAGUGUUUGUUUUCUAUGAAGCUCUUGUUCAAACAUUUAUUCUUUGAUCUGCUUUGAGGGCUAAUCCCGGGCUAAUCCCAAUAUGUGUUUAAAACAAUAAACUUAAGUAUUAUGAUACUCCGUCUGGGACAUAGGGCCAUAUCAUUAAAGAUGGCUGUUUAUUUUCAUUAUUUGAAUAUAUUUUAGACUGUAUUUACAGUGGUUAUGAGGCUUAAAAUAACGUUUGGGGAUUGUUAUAAAGCACUUUAAAUGCAUUUAUAAGGGUUUAUCAAUGUGCUAUUAAUGAAUUGUAAGUACAAAAAUGAGCUUUCAACUCCCACAGCCACUCACAAACACACACACACACACACACACACACACACACACUCACACACUCACAUUUCUCCAGUAGUAGUGCUCCAGGUCAUUUUUUUUUGUUCAAGGCUGUCAUCUGUGUGUGUGUAUAACAGCAAUAAUUAUGGUGUGUCAUUGUGUUCACUUCUGGUGACUGUGUUACUAAUAUUGCCUCUGACACCCCCCCCCCCUCUCUCUCUUUUUCUGCUCUCUUUCUGUCUCCUCCCUCCUCCUGCAGCCUAAUGAAGUGGCCAACACUCUGUGUGGAUACCAGGUGCUGCAGAAAGAGGUGAGAGCUCAGAGACGGACUAACAGAAGUGAUCUAAAAGAGCACAGCAGUCUCUCCUCCAGCCUGAACACUGAAAAUAGAAUUAUGAUUAUUUUCAUUCAUGCUAAAGAGUUAAACAUUUAAAUAUUUGUUUGGUACCACAUGACUGUUUUGAUAUUUUAUAGUAUGAAAAAUUGUGACUUUCAGUAUGAGGAAUGAAUACCCACAUCUGAAAUAACUUGAUACCAAACCAGCAGUGUAUUUGUCCUCUUUACAUUAUCUGAUUAACUUCUGUUCUUGAGUUUAUUUACCCAAAAAUGAUUUUAACGUCUUAAAUCACAGCCGUUCAUAAGAACUUAUUUUUCUGUCUCAUAGCGUUUGGAUUUGAUUGACAUCAUCCAUAUCAGAGGCUGCACUGAUGCUUUCAUCAUUUGGCUGACGGACAACUAUAAGAUUAUGGCUGGACUGCUAUUGGGGAUCCUGCUGCCUCAGGUAUAUACACACAAAAACUACUAUCUGCUCAAAGCAGAUUUAAUCAUGUCUUUGGUGCCACUCUAAAGUCACACAGGAAGAGCAACGACAGUUUCGCGUCAGACUCAGAGUCUGUGCAGCAGAAUGAAUUUCUCUGUAGCUGAGAUUGUCUGGUGGGAUGGGGGUUUGUCUGAUUGCUUUGGGGGCGUAAUGAUAGAUCUUUGCUCAUGCGCAUGCUGUACUUAUGCAUAUACCAGCAUACUUAAAGUUGUGUUCGGAUCAACCUUGGGUCUGGUGAAAUGAAGCAGAAAUGCCAUAAACUGUAAUUUUCCUAGUGCUCGUCUGAGGCUCUCUGCAAAAAUACUGGAAGCCCCUUACAGACGGAUUCAUUUCUAAAGUAAACAUAAACAUGUCUACAGCCUGGUUCAAACGCUUUAGUCUGAAUAGCUCGGUUCAGUCCUGGGGGUCAUUUUUUACACUGUGUUCAUUUGAAGAUUUUAAGUUUAUGACUUUGGCAACACAGAGGCAUGACUGAUAUGAUUGAUAGCCUCAGCUCCGCCUCUUUGCUUUACUAUGGGUCGUCUGACAGUUAGACUGAGUCAGCAUUUCCAAUAUGGCAACUCCUGCUAAUAGGCUACAAAACUCUGCUUAAGAAAUAACCAAGACUAUGUUCAUGUUUAUACAGUCUUUGGUUCGGAUGUUUGCACAGCAGCACAUGCAGAGGGUCUGGUGAUGUCCGCCAACAUAAAUCUGGUCUGAUGAACAAACAGAGUGGACAGUUUGUCUAACAGAUCUGAUUUAAGGAACAGAUCCCCAACCUCACCUCACCUUACCUCACCUCAUCUCACCUCGCUGAAGAAAUAACCCAUAACCCAAAUCAUUCACUUGCACCUGAACUGAUUGAUUUACAUUAAACAAACUGAGGAUUUCUUAUCAUAUUAUGUUUGAUCUGAUCCCACCACAUCUAUUUUAUCUGAGCUUUAAUCAGUCCUCAGAGGACAGUGUUGUUGGAUCUCUGUGCCUCUGACUUCAGUAUGGUUGUGGAAAUCAGAAGCAAAAGGACAUACAUCUUUAAGUAGAUCAGCCCAGCUCACUAUGUGAGAGAUUUAAAUUGCUGCCUGACGGGUACAUCUGAAAACUGCAUCUGCUGCUUCAUCUGUCAUAAAAUGAGCCUCAAUUUUCACAUCUCAUACUUUGCUUUCCACCGUGUCGUAUAUAUAUUUACAUCAAACAGACACAAUUUUCUUACAUCUAUUUCCUUCUACAAGAUAUUUGAGGCUUUCUGACUUUAAAAGAUAUUAUCUAGAAAAUACUGUGGCAUCCAGACUCUAACCUAUAAAAUACAUAACCUCUCUCCAUUACAGUCAGAUCUGUCACUUCCUUUUACAUCCAGGUAAUUUUAUCAAACACACUCGAAGAUGUGGGCAUGGUAAACAUCUGUCAUUGUUGUUCUUUAUCUUUCAUUCAAACACAGUACAUGAAUGCAAACACACCCACAGCCAUUGACAGCUACAAAUAACUGGAUUUACGUAACCUGUUGUGUUGGAAAAAAUGUGCUUCCUUGUUUAUUCUCCCACUUUUCUUGGAUGUGCAAUCUUGAUGUCAAUGUGAAACAGACAAAGACAAAAACGUCAAGAUCCAAGAAAAGAAACUUCAGUCAUUUAUUGCAUUAAUUCUUCUCGUUUACUGAUCACAGACUCUCUUGCUCUCUCUUUUUCCAGUUCUUUGGUGUGAUAAUCAGCUGGCUGUACAUUACGCGUGUUGAAGAUGCCAUCAGUGAAUACGGUCACUACACAGACGGACUGCUGAGCUCGAGCUCACAAAGCAGAGCAGCCAAGAAGCAGGGCCAUAUGGCCAAAUGGUUUAUGUGUAUGCCAGAGAUUGACUGAAGGACACUCAACAAAACUCUGCGAAUGGACUCUGACCAACACUCACAGGUGUUUAGAUUACAGCCGUCAAUUCAGCUGCUGCAGUCGCUGUGAGUGGGGGUUUUUGAUCUUUUAUUCCACGAUGGAGGGAGGAAAUGUUUUUAUGAUGUUAUUUUGUGUUUUUUUUUUUCUGAAGAUGAAUUAAAAAAAAGAGGUGAAUUUUGAGUAGUUAUUAUUCUGGUUUCAUCUGUGUAUCCAAGAAAGAUCCUCUGUGCUAUUAAUAAUAAUUACUGCAUUAAGAUACAGUGUACUAAUGCACGAGUGGGAGAUAAUAGCUCCUUUAGAUGUGUGCUUUUAACCUCAGUGUGCCUCAGACUGUCUCAGGGAUAAACACACAAACCAAAAAAAAAAUUUGGAUUGUGGUUUAAUGAUAGUUCAUGAAAUAAGGUUACGUUUAGCGCUGACCUCUGUUCCUAUCUUCUUUUUUUCCAUUGCCAUUUAAAACCUGGACUCUCUUUUUUUCUGUCAUUUGAAAGCAGGACACAUUUGUCUGAUUUGUGUUCAGGACUGCAAGUACUGCUUUAAUUUGAAGUGUGAUCCUUUAUACAGCCAUUAUUUACACAAAACCCUGCAUAUUCCUCUGUGACCACAAGUGCCAAAACCUCCACAGUGAGUGCAGGAUACACACAUGCUUACUUCUCAGAUUUAUGAUACAUAUUGUCUUCAUCAAAGCGUCAUUUGAAAACAAAUCAGCUGUUCAUCUCCAGUCAUUUUUCUGCUGUAAUUGGAAAAUGCAAAGCAGGUCUGGCUGUGUGGAGAGCGAGAGUCUUCAUAUUUGACAGGUUUUCAGCUUUAUGUGUAUUUAAGAGAUGAGUUAUAACGCAGUAAGACCCCCAUAACAAGCAGAUAUCUCAGGGUUAUUGUAAUCACAGUGGCUCAGUCUCCUGGAAAACUUGUUUAUGUGCCUUUAAUUUGCAGCAAACAUUUUUCAAUCUCCUUGAGUGAACCUUCCCAAAAGCAUAAAUAAAGUUGUAUCUAAUCUAAUCCUGAAUUUGGAAGAAAGUUGAAUUUGAAUUAGGGAUUAUUGAGUCAAACAUUUGCAGUGUGUCUAUAUGAAGAUGUUCCCGGAAUUUCAAAAAGUUUGUGUCUGCUCAGACUGUUCAGCCACUGUCUUGUAACCUGAAAGUUUUCUGACUGCAUUCUGUAAAUUGACUAUUAAAACAAAAUGAAGAAGCCAUUGAAUUUACCGGAAAAAAAAUUAGCUUAAAUCAAUCACAAAUGAUAUUUCCAGGAAAUAGCAAAGCACGUAGACUCUUCUGUGUAUUGCCUUAAAAUAUUACAGCAUAAUAUUCAGUGUGUUAAAAAGUUUUGCAUAUACAUUUUAAGUAGGAAAAGGUUAUAAAUAUGAAUUUCAUGUACAUAUGAAUCUUGUAUGGUUUGGUGUGAAGCUUGAAUCUUGCCAAAAAAAGUGAAAUCUUAUUUGCAGUAGAUUUCUUGUUGUUGAAAUCUUCCACCUUUGUGUCAGUAGAUCACUUCUCAUUCACAAUCAUGGUUCAUGCUGUUCUUACAACACUGUUAUAACCCCCCUGCCAGCAUUUCCUGAUUGAUUCAUUUUUUUAAAACUAUUGUUUCUAUUGUAGAAAUAAACACAUAGACCAGGCUGCAAAGACUGGACAUAAUAGCCUUAUUUGCACUGUAGGGUCAGAGUGCGGCAGUCGAGCCAAAUGGUCAUCAGUCCAGGCUGAAUCAGCUCAUUUUUCUGAGUUAAGAAAAGUUUAAGUGAAUCAGGAAGUUUUUAUUCAGGUUUGAAGGUUUGUGAAGCCAUUGCAUUGUGAGUUGAAGAUACAUUUCUUGAGCUGUUUCAGGGUUUAAUUAUUUGGUGCUAUGGUCAUUUCUUACAGCACGUCUGCCAUCACAGUAUCUCGACGAAAAAGAUUUUUUUUAACAUAUUUCUGUUGCAUUGAACAUGUCAUAUUCAUCAUGUAACAGCCCUUCUUUGGUUUAAAGGCAGGAGAGGGAAAAGACUAUUAAUGAUGAUGUGAUGGAUUUGAAAUGAAGACUUUAUAUUGGUUAACUCCCAUAUCACUUUAUGUAUCCACCUUAUUAACCUGGACAUUCUUACAGUAAUGAGUUUCAAGGACUGAUCAGAUAAGUCCCUCAACAGUUAGUUUAUCAUAUAAUAAUCGUGAUCCCUCUUUCUUUUUUUUUUUUUAGUUUGUGUCAUUGUUUUUGUGUUCUUCUAAAUCCUAAAUAAAUUGUUUCUUACUCAUCA
Messenger RNA from Xyrichtys novacula (pearly razorfish), 36386 nucleotides. The record is from the annotation of a GenBank genome assembly. NCBI's taxonomy places the organism in Eukaryota, Metazoa, Chordata, Actinopteri, Labriformes, Labridae.